This is a messenger RNA of Lolium perenne, 798 nucleotides long. The record is from RefSeq and is a predicted model, not a curated record. NCBI's taxonomy places the organism in Eukaryota, Viridiplantae, Streptophyta, Magnoliopsida, Poales, Poaceae.
AUGUUUGUCAGGUCUGACGACUCGGGGUCGUCGGAUCUGACGUCCUACUACUACAUCGGCUGCGACAACAGCCGCACAAGCCUCAUCUCUCCCAGCCCUGGCCCUCCGCUUCGCUCCCAGCCACGACCCUCCGAUUCGCCUCCGGCCGCCGCCUACCUCCACUUCGUCGCCGUGAGGCCUCCAUGGCCGAGCUCGCCUCGUCGACCCUCGCGCUCACGCCGGCCCCCGCCCGCUCUGCAGCCGCAUGCAACAAGCAGUUCGCGCUCGACCGCCGCUCGCCUCCUCCACCCGCUCGAGCGCUUCCGUGACCGUGAGGCCCCGUCCCCGAGCGCGUCAGUGAGCCUCCCCGAGCGCUCCGGCGGCUGCGGCUGCCCGCCAUCCUCCCUGCGGCUGCCCGCCAUCCUCCCUGCGGCGCUCCGGCUCCUCCUCGCGCGGCGUUCCGGCCCCUCCCCACGCGGCGUUCCAGCCCCUCCCCGCGCGGCGUUCCGGCCCCUCCCCGUCAUCCGCGUUCCAGCCCCUCCGUCGGCUGUGGCUGCCCUCCGUCCUCCCCGCGCCUCGGACAAGGAGGCACCCAACGACGGGGAUGCUCACAGCCGCGCCUACGCCGUCCACGGACCUCCGCCGCUCCUCCAUCGCCCCUCCGCCGGCCGCUGUCGUUGCCAGGUGCUCACACUCGCCGGUGGAGAUGCGUCCCAGAACGACGACGUGGGUCGCCGGCGGUGGUACCCGGCGUCGUCAAUGACAAAGACGGGGCUUGAGCUCGUCUCUGGCGACGCGACCAGGCAGUUUUUUUUUUAA